Molecule: messenger RNA, 2557 nt
Organism: Sciurus carolinensis (gray squirrel)
Lineage: Eukaryota; Metazoa; Chordata; Mammalia; Rodentia; Sciuridae
Gene: Ndufaf1
Product: NADH:ubiquinone oxidoreductase complex assembly factor 1
Exons: 5
Coding region: 185-1171 (328 amino acids)
Biological process (GO): mitochondrial respiratory chain complex I assembly; mitochondrial electron transport, NADH to ubiquinone
Cellular component (GO): mitochondrion
Source: RefSeq, a predicted model, not a curated record
GGAAAAAGUGGAGGACCCGGGCGGAAACCUUGCUUAGUUUACUGGAAGGUGAGCGGUCCUUGAACAGUAGUUGGAACGUCCGAGGCGUAGGACUGCGACGCACCCCUUGUGGAAUUGGGCUAUUUGCUGGACCUUCUUUCUCUUAUAACCUAGGGAGAAAUUUACAUUUUGACUUUUUCUUACCAUGGCUUUGGUUCACAAAUUGCAGAAUGGCACGUAUACUCUCAGAAAAUACCUGAACCCAAGUGCUGCCUUGCAUCCAUUUCUGGGUACUUACUUUGCAAACUAUUGUUCCAAUAGUCUUCAGAAACCAGUGGCAACUUCUGGCAGAGCCUCCCAGCAGAGGAAGACUGAAGAGCAUUUGCAAGGACAUCACCAGAAAGAAGUUGCUUUGGAUAUAACUUCUCCUGAAGAGAAGUUUGAAAUGAAUUUUGAUAAAGCAAUUAAAGAUGAAUUAAAGGACCAUUUUAGGCGUUUGAAGGAUGAAAUUGUGAAUCAUUGGGUGGGACCAGAAGGUCGUCCAUUGCAUGAGGUCUUGCUAGAACAAGCCAAGGUUGUCUGGAAGUUCCGUGGAAAAGAAGAUUUGGAUAAGUGGAUAGUUACUUCUGAUAAGAUGAUUGGAGGCAGAAGUGAAGUGUUCUUGAAAAUGGGCAAGAAUAACCAAAGUGCACUGCUCUAUGGAACUCUGAGCUCUGAGCCACCUCAGGAUGGAGAGAGUAGCCAAAGUGGGUACUGUGCAAUGAUCUCCAGGAUUCCAAGGGGUGCUUUUGAGAAGAAAAAAUCUCAUGACUGGUCCCAGUUCAACACUCUGUAUCUCCGUGUCCGUGGGGAUGGCCGACCUUGGAUGGUGAAUAUCAAAGAGGACACAGACUUUAUCCAAAGGAAGAAUCAGAUGUACAGUUACUUCAUGUUCACCCGUGGGGGGCCCUACUGGCAGGAAGUCAAGAUCCCUUUUUCCAAAUUUUUCUUCUCUAAUCAAGGAAGAAUCCGGGAUGCCCAAUAUCAGCUUUUGCUUGACAAGAUCUCCACUAUAGGAUUCACCUUGGCUGAUAAAGUGGAUGGUCCAUUCUUCCUGGAAAUAGAUUUUAUUGGAGUGUUUUCUGAUCCAGCCCACACAGAAGAAUUUGCUUAUGAAAAUUCUCCAGAUCUUAACCCAAGACUUUUUAAAUAGAUAAGAACAUGUGGUGUGGGGGCUGGUGUGGUAGCUCAGUGAUAAGAGUGCUUGCCUAGCAUGUGCAAGGGACUAGGUUCCAUUCUCAGUACUGUAUAUAAAUUUUUUAAAAAAGGUUCAGGCUGGGGAUAUAGCUCAGUUGGUAGAGUGCUUGCCUAGCAUGCACAAGGCCCUGGGUUCAAUCCCCAACACCACAGGAAACAAAAAAAAAAAAAGUCCAUUGACAAUUAAAAAAAUAUUAAAGAAAGAAAAAAAGAACAUGUGGCAGUUUUAUAUGACUAAAUUAAGGAUAGUAGUGAUGCUGGAGAUCUGGGCGCUUCACACAUUUCUAGGCAAGUACUCUACCACAGAGCUACAUCCCCAGCACAAAAUAAAACAUUUGCUAAUGGUAUUCAAUGAAUGGUGGUAUAAAAUCUUUUAGACAGGGCUAAAUGCUAUUCCUAAGAGGAACACAGUAUGAAACCAAGUUCUAGCUGUUCUUUGGCUCACAGAAUACAAGUACUGAUGUAAGGGUACUCCACAUAAUGUUUUUAUCAGAAUGGUUCCUAUUAGGAACAUUUCCUACAUGAGCUUGUCUUCCAAAGAUACAUGAACCUUACUAGCUCUUCCUUUAUGGUGACUGCUGAUAUAAUCACUGGAGAAACUAAAGAUACUAGACUUCUGUCUCUAAAGCUUGCCAAGUUAAGUAUUACAGAGAUUGGAUAUGCUAAAAAUAAGGCCCUAAUUAUCACACUUUGAUCAAUGUUUGUCAGUAUUUUGAGAGAAGGUAGGACACAGUUAUAUAGCCUGAGUACCGAAGGAGAACCAAAAUUACAAAUAAAUGAAACAUACAAAGUUAACAGCUUUAUUUUAUUUUAUUUUUUGGUACCAGGAAUUGAACCCAGGAGCACUUAACCACUUAGCCACAUCCCCAGCCCUUUUUAUUUUUUGAGGCAAGUUGCUGAGGCCAACUUUGAAUUUGCAAUCCUCCUCUCCGCCUCCCAAGUUGUGCCACCAUGCCCAGCUUUAUUUAACUAUCUUUACUGAGGGAUAGUUGAUUAAGUUGUACAUACUUAAUAAUUUGGAAUGCGUAUACCCAUGAAAUCAUCAUCACAAUCAGUAUAAUGACUGUAAUCCCGCCAGACUCAUCUCUAGGCCAUCAUGCUUUCUACCACUGUAGUUGGACUUCCUAAAAUUUUCUAGAAAUGGGAUUGUAUAGAACAUACUUAUUUUUUGGUCUGGUUUCUUUUACUCAUAAUAGGGGCUGGGGAGAUAGCUCAGUUGGCAGAGUGCUUGCCUUGCAAGAACAAGGCCCUGGGUUCAAUCCCCAGCACUGCAGGAAAAAAAAAAAAAAAGCAUCUUUUACUCAUAAUAAAGGAACAUAUGAUUUUAGUUUUUCUUGAGUAA